Molecule: messenger RNA, 1140 nt
Organism: Staurois parvus
Lineage: Eukaryota; Metazoa; Chordata; Amphibia; Anura; Ranidae
Source: the annotation of a GenBank genome assembly
AUGGAAGGGAACUUGAAAACAAAGAGUACCAUACUCACCUUCUUCCUCCUUCAUUGUAUACUUCUUUGUGGUGCGGAGCCUGUGCCCUCUGCAGUGUGGAGUGAUCCUGCCUUCGGAGUUUCCCUUCCAGAUGUUGUUAGCUUCGAAAAUGGCAGCUCUAAAAAUGUAACCAUGACUUUAAUACCACUGAAUGAGACUGCUGUGUUUACAUUCAACAUUACCUACACUUCUAAGAACAAAACCAUUGUCCACCUUCCUGGACAAAUUGUCUUGUUGCCAAAGUCGAAGCAAUCAACUUUUACUGUGGCUGCGGAAGAUGUGGGACAAGUUACGGCCUAUUUGUACAGCAAUAAUUCUCGCACUGCUGGGCCAAGAAUCCGGUUCCUGGUGAUCCAUAGCCUUGCUGUGGAGGUAUUGGAGCAGAUUAUUGGAUGGAUUUAUUUCUUGGCCUGGUCUGUAUCCUUCUACCCUCAGGUGUAUGAGAAUUGGAAGAGAAAAAGCGUUGUGGGCCUAAGCUUUGACUUCCUGGCAUUAAAUCUCACAGGCUUCAUAUCUUAUAGUGUUUUUAAUGUUGGACUCUUCUGGAUUCCAUACAUUAAGGAACAAUUUUUACACAUCUACCCCAAUGGAGUGAUCCCAGUGGAUGCCAAUGAUGUGUUUUUUAGUCUCCAUGCAGUGCUACUAACACUCAUUACUAUUAUUCAAUGCUGCAUUUAUGAGAGGGGAGAACAAAGGGUUUCCAAAGUGUCCAUUGGUCUACUGGUCAUUGCCUGGCUCUUUGCGUUCUCCAUGUUGUUUGUGGCAGUGGCGGGUAGAGUCACCUGGCUUCAGUUCCUGUUCUGCUUUUCAUACAUCAAACUGGCCAUUACUUUGAUGAAAUACUUCCCACAGGCAUACAUGAAUUUUCGCCGGAAAAGUACAGCAGGAUGGAGCAUCGGAAACGUGCUGCUUGAUUUCACCGGUGGCAGCUUCAGCAUUCUCCAAAUGUUCUUGCAGUCUUACAAUAACGAUGAAUGGAAGUUAAUAUUCGGUGACCCCACAAAAUUUGGCUUGGGACUCUUUUCUAUUAUCUUUGACAUUGUAUUCAUCACUCAGCAUUAUUGCUUGUACCGCAAACAUCAAGCAUAUCAACAUGUUUGA